UGUUGAUGAAGGCAUCCGGGUACCGAUGGUGGGGUUAAGGUUACCCCAGACCUCGCCAUUGACUGGAAGCUUCCCCUCCUCGGGAUAAAGCUCAGCUAUUUCAUAGCAACAUAACCAUAAACUGCUGAAAUUUCUCCUCUUUCACUUUAUCUUCUCUUUAUUCUUGAAACCGUUUUCAACUUUAUACCUCCCAAUUGCUUCUGUCUAACCCAAAGCAAUCCUCAGAUACAGUGACAUCAUGGCUUUCACUACGAAUGCUACUAUCAACAGCUUCGGCGGACGCUUCCUCAAGCUCUCCCACAAGUCCGCCGUCACCGGCACACCCAUGAACGCAACUCUCUACCUCCCAGGCUCAGCAUCAUCUUCUAAGCCAGCUCCUCUUCUCAUCUACCUCUCCGGCCUCACAUGCACGCCCGACAACGUCACAGAGAAGGGCUUCCUCCAUGCUCACGCCUCCAAGCUCGGUCUUGCUCUUCUCUACCCAGACACAUCUCCCCGCGAGCUGGACUUGCCCGGUGAGCACGACUCAUAUGACUUUGGCAGCGGAGCUGGCUUCUACAUCGAUGCCAAGAAGGACCCUUACAGCAAGCACUACAAGAUGGAGUCGUAUAUCACCAACGAGCUUCCCGACCUCAUCUUCAAGGAGUUUAAGGAGGUUGACUCCUCGCGAGUUUCUAUCUCUGGCCACUCUAUGGGUGGACAUGGUGCACUGACUCUGUUCCUCAAGAACCCCGGCAAGUACAAGAGUGUCAGCGCCUGGGCUCCUAUCUCCAACCCUUCUCAGUGCCCUUGGGGUGACAAGGCCUUCAAGGGUUACUUGGGUGAGGACAAGGAGGAGUGGAAGAAGCACGAUGCCACUGAGCUCAUCAAGAGCUGGAAGGGCAACUUCCCUGCUCUCAUUGAUGUUGGCACUGGUGACAACUUCUACAAGCAAGGCCAGCUUCUCCCCGAGAACCUUGAGAAGGCUGUCAAGGAUGCCGGCAUUGAGGGCUUGACUCUCCGCUACCAGGAUGGCUAUGACCACUCUUACUUCUUCAUCUCUACCUUCGGCGAAGACCACGUCAAGCACGCCGCCAAGGCUCUCGGACUCUUGUGACUACCACGCAGUGCGCUGUAAGAGGGUGAAACCAGCAGUUCUUUGACAAAAGUCGGUUGGGUGUAUUUACGGCGCCAUUCUGGGUAAACGAAUCAGUUUGUGUCUUCAAGUUGUGUACAUGGAAUGCUCGAGCAGCAAAUGUUCUCAAUAAUGCUAUGGUCUGAACGAUAGCAUAAGGGAGGUCAUAAAUCCACCAAUCAAGGAAUUGAAAAGCAAGUUAAAUAAUAUGACUCUUCAAAAUUACAUUGAUUGUCGUAUGCAACGUGCAAUUGUAUUCCUCCA
Fusarium verticillioides 7600 is the source of this 1378-nucleotide messenger RNA. RefSeq names its product S-formylglutathione hydrolase. The transcript has 3 exons. Bases 239 to 1096 code for a protein of 285 amino acids. Gene Ontology annotation, biological process: formaldehyde catabolic process. Gene Ontology annotation, molecular function: S-formylglutathione hydrolase activity. The record is from RefSeq and is a predicted model, not a curated record. NCBI's taxonomy places the organism in Eukaryota, Fungi, Ascomycota, Sordariomycetes, Hypocreales, Nectriaceae. Gene Ontology annotation, cellular component: cytosol.